AAUUCAAAUCGAAGAAUCAGAUCUCGCAAUGGUUGGAAAACAGCAGAAUCAUUCCCACAGAUUAAGAUCCAAAUCUCUAAUCCUCACACUCUCCCUCUUCUCCUCCUCUCUACUCGUCAUCCUCUACACCUUCUCUCCCUCCGUUUCCUAUCCGAACCAGACGGAGACGUCCUUCGUCGCCUCCCUCGAGCAGUUUUUAAUCCACAAGGCGCCGAAGCUCACGUCACCGUUUAGAGACGACACGGUGCGUGUGGAGAGCGAUGAUGAUGAUCCUAGGAAGCUCGAAUCGAUGGUGUCCGAGAGGGAGAAUCGAUUGUUGAACGAAGACCCGGGAUACCCAACCGAGUUUCCGGUUAAGGUAUACGUCUACGAGAUGCCAAAGAAGUUCACUUUCGAUCUUCUCUGGUUAUUUCACAACACUUACAAAGAGACCUCCAACGCCACAUCUAACGGUAGCCCUGUGCAUCGCCUCAUCGAACAGCAUUCUAUUGAUUACUGGCUCUGGGCUGAUCUGAUCUCUCCUGAAUCCGAACGCCGUUUGAAAAGCGUCGUGAGGGUUCAUCAGCAGCAAGACGCAGACUUUUACUACGUUCCGUUCUUCACCACCAUCAGCUUCUUCUUGUUGGAGAAGCAGCAAUGCAAAGCACUCUAUAGGGAAGCUUUGAAGUGGGUGACUGAUCAGCCUGCUUGGAAAAGAUCUGAGGGAAGGGAUCAUAUCUUUCCUAUUCACCAUCCCUGGUCUUUCAAGACCGUCCGCAAAUCUGUGAAGAACGCUAUCUGGCUUUUACCAGACUUGGACUCCACUGGGAACUGGUAUAAGCCUGGGCAAGUAUCAUUAGAGAAAGACCUAGUUCUUCCUUAUGUUCCCAAUGUUGAUAGAUGUGAUGCCAAAUGCUUGUUCGAAAGUGCACCAUUGAGGAAUACACUUCUUUUCUUCCGAGGGCGGCUUAAGAGGAAUGCUGGAGGUAAAAUACGUGCAAAGCUUGGUGCAGAACUAAGUGGUGACAAGGAUGUAAUCAUCACUGAGGGAACUGCCGGAGAAGGAGGGAAAUUGGCAGCUCAGGACGGCAUGCGUAGGUCUUUAUUCUGUUUGUGUCCUGCUGGUGACACACCAUCCUCGGCGAGAUUGUUUGAUGCCAUUGUCAGUGGAUGUAUACCUGUUAUAGUCAGUGACGAGUUGGAACUUCCUUUUGAAGGCAUACUUGAUUACAACAAGGUUGCUGUGAUUGUUUCUUCUAGUGAUGCAAUACAACCAGGGUGGCUUGUGAAUCAUCUGAGAAGCCUUGUACCCUCCCAAGUCAAGGAAUUCCAGAAUAGUCUUGCUCAAUACUCGCGGCAUUUCAUAUAUUCCAGCCCUGCUCAGCCAUUAGGCCCAGAGGAUUUGACAUGGAGAAUGAUAGCUGGAAAGCUGGUGAACAUCAAGCUUCACACGAGGAGAUCACAACGGGUGGUGAAAGGAUCCAGGAGUAUAUGCAGAUGCGAUUGCUGGAGACCUAACUCCACAGCCUCCAAUCCUCUGAGUCCUCUCUUGCCUUAAGACCCAUCACUCCACUUCACAUUUUCAGUCUUGCCUGUCCCCUGGAUAUGUAUGUAUACAAUUUCACAUUUCUUACAGUUUAUAUAAUUGUAUGCUCUAGUUUCUCA
Molecule: messenger RNA, 1644 nt
Organism: Brassica oleracea var. oleracea
Lineage: Eukaryota; Viridiplantae; Streptophyta; Magnoliopsida; Brassicales; Brassicaceae
Product: probable arabinosyltransferase ARAD1
Exons: 9
Coding region: 29-1537 (502 amino acids)
Molecular function (GO): glycosyltransferase activity
Source: RefSeq, a predicted model, not a curated record